Lecanosticta acicola is the source of this 1216-nucleotide messenger RNA. The record is from the annotation of a GenBank genome assembly. Lineage: Eukaryota; Fungi; Ascomycota; Dothideomycetes; Mycosphaerellales; Mycosphaerellaceae.
AUGGCGGAAGAAGGUGCAGUUUCGCAAGUCUCCUAUGAGGAUCUCGCCCAGGUGAGGAGCAUGGAAGGACCUUCGCGAUUAGACGAGAAACUGACCAUGUGCGCCAGAUCGAAGAUGAAUUCGAAGAGAUUGAUCUCGAAGUCAGUAAGUCGCAAACCAUUCCCCUACCAAUGCCAUCCUUCCAUAGCAUGUCCUGAUGAUACUCCUCCAAGUCCGCCACCACUACGAACUCUCCAAACCCGCCUUUGCCAAACGCGCCGAAGCCAUCGCCAAGAUCCCCAAUUUCUGGCCCCUCGUCUUCGAACAGGCACCCCCGGAGAUAGACCAGUUCAUCCAACCCAGCGACUCCCGCAUCUUCGCCGAAUCCCUUCUCAAUCUCUCCGUGACCCGCCCCGAAUUGCCCUCGGGCCACCCGCGCAGCCUCAGCAUCCGCUUCGAAUUCAAACCCAACGACUUCUUCGAAGAGACCGUGCUCGAGAAGCACUUCUCCUAUCGUCGCGCCAAAGACGGCUGGGCGGGUCUGGUAUCCGAGCCGGUGAAGAUCACGUGGAAGAAGGGGCAGGAUUUGACGGAAGGGCUGGUGGAGGAUGCGAGGAAAUUGUUCGAGGCGAGGAAGGGGAAGGGGGACAUGCUCGCGAGGGAUCUGCCCGAGUAUCAGAGACUGAAGAAGCAGGUGGAGCAUUUGAACGGUGCGGGGACGAGUUUCUUCACGUGGUUUGGGUUUGUGAGUGGGAGGAGAUGGGUGAGUGCGGAGGAGAGUGAGGAGGCGAAUCGGGAACAUCAGCAGAAGAAGCAGAAGGAAGAAGGGAAGGCGAAGAAGCAAGAUGAGAAAGAAGAUGAAGACGGAGAAGCAGAAGAAGAAGAUGAUGAUGAUGACAAGGAAGACGACUCGGACGUUGAGGUGCACGAAGCGGGCGAGGAACUUGCUACUUUCCUCGCCGAGGAUCUCUGGCCCAACGCGAUCAAGUUCUUCACGAGCGUACGUAUCCCUCUAUCGCUAGAAAGUGCACUCGACCCCAAAGCUAAUCUUCCCGAACAGGCCCAAGAAAUCGAAGAGAUGUCCGACAUUGAUUUCGAAGAAAUGGACGAAGACGAGGGGGAGGAGGAGGACGACGACGACAACGAACCCGUUGACAUCCGCGCACUGGUCUCGGAGAAAGGCGGUAGGAAGCGCGACAGCGACGUCGGUCCUCCCAAGAAGAAAGCGAAGAAAUGA